AUGACAGAUAAAACCACCUCUUCAUCGAGAUCUCGGAAAGCAAACGCUCCUAUUAGCAAAGAGAACUCCAAUACCAUUAACACAGCAAACAAUAUAGAAGCUGGUGAAAGUAGCCUAGUAACUAGUAUAUUAACUAGCGGCCUAAAACAACAGGAUAAUUCACAAAGAGAUAAGUCGAAUGCGAAUCAGUUAGAACAGACGUCCGAGCGACGAGAUGACAAUACACAACAAACGACAAGCUUGUCCAAGAGCCCGAGAAAGAACGUAACAACAUCUAGACCCGAUAGUCAAUCAAAGUCAAUAGCCCUAUCGAAAGGCAAAGCACCGGAAAUCAUCGGUGAAGACUACAUAUCCAUACUAUCCGGAAAGCCAUCCAAUGCAUUGAACAAUCAUGAUCAAGUCACCCGGAAGUCGACAAGUGUAGAAUGCGAAGCGUCGAAAUCGAUUGACCUAGUAGAUGAGGUGGAUUUAAACGACAGUGGUUCAGUCUGGAAGCACGCCUUAUCAUUGGCAGCUGAAGGUUCUAUUGAAGAAGCAACGAUGUAUUUCAAAAUCCACGCCACGUUGUCAUGUAAAUCGAAUAAGAAGAUUAAGGAUCUAGAAGACCAUCCAAGCAGCACACUGUCCGAAUCAAAUGCAGAAGUGGUAACUGAAGGAGGAAUAACCUUCAUUCCCGGAGCAAUAACUUCACACACCGACAUCGGCUUCACUCCGUACUUCGACCGAAACUUACGUGAACUGAAAGGCCCAAUCCCCCUAACGAUCUUUAACAAACAUUGGCAAGAUCUAGCCAACGGGUAUCAUGUUGAGAAAAGAGUCAAAACCGAUAACAUCAACAAAGACACAACGACUUACACAGGAUACCCAUACCCACACGAGAUGACCCAAUCCUACUCAAUGUGGAAUGUAAACUAUCGUAACUUCGUCACCACUCUUCGAGAUGUCUAUAAGUUCAAGUUGUUCGCGUCUUGGGCGGAAGCUCACCAAGCAAAUGUCGAGUUCUAUCACGCUAGAGACAAUUGGAUGACGGCUUUCCGGUACGAUAUCAAGAUCAGAAUGAACGCUUUCGCUUUCAGAGUUUCCGAAAACGGGAAAACAGCACCACCUGACAUAUCUCAACGAAGAGACGACGUUGCAGCGCUAUGUUUUGCUGAGUCAAGACGCCUAGAUGAAGGAUCCUUCACAGACAACCCUUACGCGAAAGGUGGAGCGCGUUUCGGAUUUGAUUGGACAACUGGUUUACCAAGAUCCUCGAACAAUUCUUCAUCUCACAACAUUAAUUCUCAUUCAUACAACCAGAACAACUCCUCUCUGAAUCAUAACAAUUUGAAUUCCUUCCAUUCAAACAAUGGGCCUGUAAACGACAAUCAGUCUUCAAACUAUCAUCAGAACCCUCACGGUAGUACCAGUAAUAAUCACAGAAGGCCUAGCAAUCGUCAUGAAAAUAGUCAUCAUAACGGUAGAGGAAGAAGCGGUUAUAACGGACGAAACUUUGAUCCAAACUACGCCGCAAAGAAAGAUGCAUUAGCUGCUGCUAAACAAGCGCAGAAUGGUAACUCCGGGUAA
Melampsora larici-populina 98AG31 is the source of this 1566-nucleotide messenger RNA. RefSeq lists its product as uncharacterized. NCBI's taxonomy places the organism in Eukaryota, Fungi, Basidiomycota, Pucciniomycetes, Pucciniales, Melampsoraceae. The record is from RefSeq and is a predicted model, not a curated record. The coding region runs from base 1 to 1566 and encodes 521 amino acids. The transcript has 3 exons.